CAGGCGAGUCCGGCCCGGUAUUCCUGGUAGUUCAGGAGGGCCUUGGGUUUUCUGUCUCUCCAUAGUCUGGCAUAAACGGAUUGAAAUUCCAGUUUUCUCACCCCCGGUCACAGCGAUGGGAAAGCUGAAUGUAGUGUUGCUGAGGUACCUGCAGAGAGAUGAUUUCAGAGUGCUGGUUGGGGUCGAAAUGGGAAUGAAGAAUCAUGAAAUUGUUCCACCCAGUCUUAUUGCUUCAAUAUCAAACCUUAAACAUGGUGGAUGCAAUAAGAUCCUGCGUGAAUUGGUAAAGCAUAAACUAUUGGCAUAUGAGAGAACAAAAAUGGUUCAGGGUUAUCGACUGACAAAUACUGGAUAUGAUUACCUUGCUCUGAAAACUCUUUCUUCACGAAAUGUCUUUAAUUCAGUUGGAAAUCAAAUGGGAGUUGGCAAAGAAUCUGAUAUUUAUAUAGUGGCAAAUGAAGAGGAACAACAGUUUGCUUUGAAACUGCACAGGUUGGGUCGUACAUCAUUUCGAAAUCUGAAGAACAAACGUGACUAUCACAAACACAGACAGAAAAUGUCAUGGCUUUAUCUCUCUCGUCUUGCAGCAAUGAAAGAAUAUGCAUAUAUGAAGGCAUUAUAUGACCGAGGAUUCCCUGUUCCUAAACCAAUUGAUUUCAACAGACAUGCAGUGGUCAUGGAGCUUGUAAAUGGUUAUCCCAUGUGUCAAGUUCACCAGCUUGAUAAUCCUGCAGAAACCUAUAACGAAUUAAUGGAUCUUAUUGUUAAACUUGCUAAUCAUGGUUUAAUUCAUGGUGACUUCAAUGAAUUCAACUUGAUGUUGGACGAUGAGGAUCGUGUCACAAUGAUUGACUUUCCGCAGAUGGUAUCUACAUCUCACCUAAAUGCUGAAUGGUAUUUUAAUAGAGAUGUAAAAUGUAUUCGUGAUUUUUUUAUCAGACGCUUUAACUAUGAAAGUGAACUUUAUCCAACAUUCAGGGAUAUCAGUAAGGUGGCUUCACUGGAUGUGGAGAUUGAAGUUAGUGGCUACACUAAAGAGCUCCAAGAAGAUUCUGAGCUGCUACAUGCUUCAGGCCCUGAAACAGAUGAUGUUGAAACUGGAUUUUCAGAAGAUGAUUUAGAUCAUGAAAGUAAAUUCUCAAAUAAAACAUCUGAAAAUGUUGAUUUGGUUUCUGAAGAUGAUGCAGAUUCUGAGAAGUUUCCUACUAAUUUGAAAAUUGUGGAAAAAACAUGUAAGGAUGUUUCGGAAACCAAUGAAAUUGAAAAUAUUGAUCUGCAAAACCUGAAAAUAAAUGUACACAAAACUGAAAAGCAAAAUAGAGAAGUUGUUGAUACUGUUGAACUCUCCGGAAUCGAUACAGGAUAUAAUCUUGAACAUGCCUCUGAAGCUGUGCAUCAUUCGGGCCAGAGUGAUGAGGAUCUAGGAGAUGAAGACAAAUGCCCAAACUUAGUGGAUCUAUCAGCUCAAAACAAGGAAUUUAGACCUUUCAGAAAUGAACUCAGCUUGAUGCACGUCAAUGAGCACAGACAGAGGACAACCAGUUUAAGUUCUGCGGGAAGUCUGAUGAGUACUUCAACAAUCCCGCCGGAUGUCAUCAAACGGAAAGUUAAACAGCAAUUAUCCAAACAGCAGAAGACAGUAAUCAGAAGACGUUUACAGAAGGGAGAGGCCAACGUCUACACCAAACAGCGACGAGAAAACAUGCAGACUAUUAAAUGGAGUGCAGAAGCAGCAAGCUUUUGGGGUUAAAAGGAGCUUAUUAAAAUUCAGAAAAUGCAAGAAGUUCCAAUCAAGUGAAUACAAUGUAAAUGUAAAAAUUAAUUUGUGGUGAUUUCUGUAUAUUUCAAUUGUUAACAUUUCCUAUAUAAAAGCACAUUAUCAUAUAAAA
Hemiscyllium ocellatum (epaulette shark) is the source of this 1889-nucleotide messenger RNA. RefSeq names its product RIO kinase 2 (yeast) (gene riok2). The transcript is spliced from 10 exons. The coding region runs from base 116 to 1750 and encodes 544 amino acids. Gene Ontology annotation, cellular component: nucleus; preribosome, small subunit precursor; cytosol. The record is from RefSeq and is a predicted model, not a curated record. Gene Ontology annotation, biological process: maturation of SSU-rRNA; protein phosphorylation. Lineage: Eukaryota; Metazoa; Chordata; Chondrichthyes; Orectolobiformes; Hemiscylliidae. Gene Ontology annotation, molecular function: ATP binding; protein serine/threonine kinase activity.